CUUUAAAAUACCAAGAUAAAUAAAAACAAAUAAAAUUACAGCGCUCACAAUACAAAUUGCUCCUUCCACGGAAAACAAACGCAGAUUUGUACCACCACGGAAAAAGGCGAAAAGCGCGAUGAAAAUGCUCGCGGACACAGAGCGGGAGGAGGCUCUCAAUUUGCAAAUUGAAUUCGAGUGGGUGCUGCGCCAAGAAGUUCACGCGAUAUUGAAGCAACUGCGGACCAUUUUGGUGGAAUGCGCGCAUCGGUUUCCGGUGCCGCUCUAUGAAAAUGAGGGAAAGAAGACUGAGAAGUUCAUACUCACCGUGUCGCCCGAUCAACUAAAGGCAGUGCUGACCCUCACCGGCGAUGCCAUCACACAGGCUGAUAUUAGCUUUAAGCUGUGCAAGGCCCCGAGCCAAACACAACGCACCUCCAUUACACAGGACUCGCCCUGGAAGCUGCAACAGGUCCAGGAUGCGGCCAACCAUCUGCAGACAGCCAUCAAUCACAUCGACGAUGUCGACGACUCUUAUCACUUCAAAACCUCCGACGAAGUGCUGCAUGUGAUAGGCAACAUUCUGGAUGCUCUGCAGCGGGGACGGAACAGUUUACUGGUGCCCAAGAAGAAACCCAUUGACGAGUUGAUAAAGGGCCGCAACAUGAAAUCGCUGGUGCCCAACCUGCCCGAGGACUUGGCUGUUAGCUUCUAUCUGCAGAGCCACAAGCUUAUUAUAGCGGUCUACCAACUGUUAAAUAACCAAGGCACCAUGCGCUUUGAUUCCCGCCAGGCGGAGGCCUCCGUUCAGUGGCUAAACGAUGUGUUGCUGUUACUCAUGAAUGGCCAGAAGCUGUGCCAGCAAUUAAAAGACAAGAUAUCUGUGUUUUCCGUGUACAAAGAUUUCACAGUUGGAUCGCGAUCUCCAUCGGCGCUUUCGUAUUGAAAAUGGAAUGAAGACAUCGGCGAGGAAGGUUACUGAUUAACCUAUCCAAACUGCGGAGCGGCAUUAGACAGAAACAAUAACAACAAUAAUAGCUAAUAAAGAACCGUACUUGUAAUAGCGAAGUAAAUAAUGUUAGUUGAAAUGUUGGCACGCCCCAUAAUACCAAUGCUAUAUACAGAGUUCAGAGUUAUAUACAUACAUACAUACAAGCUAGUUUAAUAUACCGAGUCGACAUUCAACAUUUAUGAUAAAUAACGAUUACGCAUUACCGUAGAACUUGAGUUCAUCGCUUCACGUCACUCCAAUUGUGCAUCAAAAUGCAUCUAAAUAGACAUUAGGCUGGAAGGCAAGAAACAAAAUGAUUGUGAAAAAUAAUAAGAGGAAAACCAAUUGUGUUUUGUAUGUGUAACUAAAUGAAAUUGAUAGAUAAUUAUAGUUUAUUCGUACGUGUAAUUUAAUGUAAUAUACUAUGUCCCUUAUUUAUGUUUGCAAGCGCAAUCAAUUCAAUCCAAAUGAAAUCCACCAAGUCAGCAGUCAGUCGUCGGUACUUAAGAUCGGUACUUACAACCUAUACACCCAAAAAAAUAUAUACACAUAUAUUAAUAUAGGUAUAUAUGUGCAUGAUACAUUGGCAUUUACAUGAUAUUGUUGUAAUAAACCAAACCGAAAUGUGAACAGAAUUUUUAAUUGUACUAAACACCGUUUUGUAUUCGUAUUCGUAAUUGUAUAUCCGUAAUUGUAUUUCGCGUACUCGUUAAUUGUUAAUGGUUAAUGGUUAAGCGCGCCUAAUCCUAAUCUAAUCCAAAGUCAUUUGUAUCAACGGCCUUUACUUCUCGUUUACUUUAUACACCUACCAGGGGAGCUUAUACAGCUAAAGCUAGGGAGCUAAGGAGAUGAGAUGCAACGAAAACAAUUACCAUUGUACUUAUUGAAUAUAACAAUUGCCUAAGCACCCAAUCAAUUGCAUGGGAUGGAUAAGAUGAAGACAACUAUUUAUGUAAUCACUAAGCGUACUUACUGUCCACAUUCAUUUAAUUGUUGUUGAAUAAAAAUUACCUUUUACCAAAA
Drosophila bipectinata is the source of this 1993-nucleotide messenger RNA. It is a transcript of the gene rogdi, whose product is annotated as rogdi atypical leucine zipper. Lineage: Eukaryota; Metazoa; Arthropoda; Insecta; Diptera; Drosophilidae. The record is from RefSeq and is a predicted model, not a curated record. Gene Ontology annotation, cellular component: RAVE complex.